This is a messenger RNA of Cuscuta campestris, 2350 nucleotides long. Lineage: Eukaryota; Viridiplantae; Streptophyta; Magnoliopsida; Solanales; Convolvulaceae. The record is from the annotation of a GenBank genome assembly.
CCAUGGUUUGAAAUAAACCAUCCAUUAGAUAUUCCCAUACAGCAUUAAACUCUCAUCUACAUGACUGACCUCUUUAUAUAGAUGUUCCAAAUGCACAACAGAUGGAAGCUGAAAGAAAAAUGGCAGCCAAGCCUUCUCUUUCAACUCCCAAGAUUUUCACAUUUGCUCUCAUCUCUGUUUGCCUAUCCCUCAUUCUUGUAACCACUAUCGAAGUCUUAGGAAGAACAUAUGAAAACCGCCCAAGAUGGGUCUUCCCUAAUCCGGUCCAGAAACCCGGUUGGUAUCAAGUAUUGGAAAGCAGAAACGUAACACGAAUGAAAAUCGGUUUAGUGAAUGUGCAUAACAUGGAGAAUGAAGUUAGGGGUUUAGUUGGAGAACCUGAGCUAAUGAGUGUAGAUUUUAUUCGUGUUAACGAAACUAUCCGAUGGACAGACCUAUACCCAGAGUGGAUAGAUGAGGAAAAACCCGAGAAGUGUCCCGAAAUCCCAAUGCCACGUUUCGAAGACUACAAGGGUAUAAAUGUCAUUGUAGCUAGAGUUCCGUGUGGGGGUCCCACCGAUGUGUAUAGGUUACAAGUGAACUUAGUGGUGGCUAAUCUUUUGGUGAGGAUAAAUGGAUGGGAAGAUCAUGAGAGGAGUUAUAAUGAAAUCUAUGUUGUUUUCUUAGGCUCUUGUGAACCCAUGUUGGAGAUUUUCAGGUGUGAGGAUCUGUUGUGGCAUGAAGGGCAUUCAUGGGUAUAUAAGCCUGACUUGAGGAGCCUCAAGCAAAAGGUGGCCAUGCCGGUUGGAAGUUGCCAGCUUGGGCAUCCAUUUGUUGAACAAGGUCAAGAGAUGCGUGAAAGAGCCUUUAACAAGACCCUAAACCAGCCAAGAGAGGCUUAUGUAUCUAUCGUACAUUCAUCAGAAUCUUAUGUCUGCGGAGCAGUAGCUUUGGCUCAAAGCAUCAAACAAUCCACCUUGACAAAAGACCUAGUCCUCCUAGUGGAUGAAACUAUCUCCCAAAAAUCGAUUCAUGGUCUCAGAGAAGCAGGAUGGAAAAUCAAAAAAAUCAAAAGGAUCCGAAGCCCCCAUGCACAAAAACGUGCAUAUAAUGAAUGGAACUACAGCAAACUUCGAAUAUGGCAACUUGUGGAGUACGAUAAACUCAUCUUCAUAGACUCUGAUUUCAUUGUCCUUAGAAACUUAGAUAAGUUUUUUGCAUACCCACAAAUGUCAGCAGUCGGGAAUAGCAGACACGUGUUCAACUCCGGUCUAAUGCUAAUCGAACCAUCAGAGUGCACCUUCAAAACCCUAAUGGAGAAAACAAAUACUACGGGAUCAUACAAUGGGGGAGAUCAAGGGUUUCUGAAUGAAGUCUUCUCAUGGUGGCACCGGUUUCCAUCUGGCUUAAAUUUCAUAAAGAACUUCAAGUCACUGCAGGGCGAAAAGCAUGAUGUGCCAAAGAAUGUAUACACUAUACAUUUCAUAGGGAUGAAGCCAUGGAGGUGCUAUAGAGAUUAUGAUUGUAACUGGGACAACAUAGACAACCAACAUUUGGCGAGUGACAUGGCUCACGAAAUGUGGUGGAAGGUUCAUGACAGAAUGCCUCAGAAUUUGAAGCAGUAUUGUGCUCUGAAACCAUGGGCAGAAGCAGAGAUAAGAACGUGGAGGGAAAAGGCGAAGAAUGCGAGUUUUGCUGACGGGCAUUGGAAAAUCCCAGUGAGGGAUCCAAGAAGAGGUUCCUAUAUGUGAUUAUUAUUCCCAUCUACAUUUUCAAUGCCUACCUUGUUAUAUCCCCUAGUACUACACCUGAUCCUCAAAUCCUUAAACAAAUCAGUGGAAUCAUGUCUAAGUGUUACGAUCCUUUCUGGAAUGAAUUCUCCAACCCCAAACCAUAUUACUUAACCCUGACAACCUUGAGCCUAUCUCCAUCCUAAAAAGAGCCGUAUACCCUGCCCAGACUACCCCACUCCCUACUUGAAUCACUCCAUCAAAAUAACACGUUUUGUGCCAAAAGAAAAAACCAUAAGUCAAUUUCCUUUUCAUUUCCCUAAGCUAGGGCCGAAACACACCAAGCCAAACAACCAUAUUUCAUCACCCAACAUCCCACAAACAUUGUCCCCCCCUUGUCCCCUAGUACAACCGAAAUAACAAGCACAACAAGCCAAGGGAUAUUUUUGAUUACUUUGACCUUUAAACCACCAUAAAAGCCACCCUAUAAAAGCCAUAUUUCUCACACCCCACUGUCCCCCACUAUGGCAGAAUGAAUCACUCCCCAACCACCAAAUAUUCACCUCACUAGCCAAGCCAAAAUACCCAACACAUCACCCAUCCAUUUUGCCCUCUAAUAUGGCCGAAAACCCCCUUCCAUU